CAUAGUUUUUCUAUAAUUUCUAUCUUUCUAUCUUCUUCGCUUAAUUUCUAUCACGAAGCUGUUCGAUGCGGGAAAUAAUCGUUCCUUUUCGCCCUUUUUUCUUGUUCUUUAUCCUGGGGGUUGGUCUGAGACCAAGAACUUGCGGUUUGGUUGUCGUUUUGCCGAUGUUGGAUUGGAUUGUGAGAUGCCUCGGUUCCGGAGCUUCGUCUUGAUCUGCUGCUGAAGGGCGAGACGGUUCUUUGAUUGAUUCUCUGGUGCAGUAGAUGGUGAGUGGUAGGUUUAGUAGGAGGCUGCCGGCUCGAUUAACCCCUAGGAUUGUGAGCAGCCCUAGGGUUUCCGCUCGCCGGAAAUUGUGGGUGGCGCCCAGACCUCCUUCCUUGGGCGAUCUGGCCGCGGCCUUCUGUCUGGCCUCUCUCUUGCUCGUUGUUGGAUGUCUCAUGUAUGUCAACGUUAAAGGAUACCUGGGCAGUGGGAGUUUGGUUUCUGGGUUGACCGGUGACGCUGAUGUUUGUGAUAUCUUUGAUGGUCGCUGGGUGCCGGAUAGCUCAUACCCGCUGUACAACAGCUCGGAGUGUCCAUUUGCUGAAAGAGGUUUCAAUUGCUUGGCAAACGGGAGGAAGGAUAUGGACUAUCUUAAGUGGAGGUGGAAACCAUGGCGAUGCGAUGUGCCUAAAUUUAAUGUGCAGGAUGUCUUGGAAAGGCUCAGAGGGAAAAGGGUCGUCUUUGUAGGUGAUUCAAUGAGUCGCACGCAGUGGGAGUCUCUAAUAUGCAUGCUCAUGACCGGAGUGCAGGAUCCCAACACCGUUUAUGAAGUCGAUGGAAAACACAUCUCAAAGACAAUCCGCUUCUUAGGCGUUCGGUUCCAGACAUUCAAUUUGAGCAUAGAGUUCUUCCGCUCGGUUUUUCUUGUACAGCAAAGCUUGCCGCCGCGACAUGGGCCAAAACGGGUUCGAACGACACUGAAGCUGGACAAGAAGGAUGACAUGAGCAGGAAGUGGGUUGAUUCAGAUGUACUUAUCUUCAAUUCUGGUCACUGGUGGACUCCGAGCAAACUCUUUGACAUGGGUUGCUAUUUCCAGGUUGGAGGAGCUCUGAAGCUUGGAAUGUCUGUCGAUUCUGCAUUUACAAUCGCCUUAAACACCUGGGCUUCUUGGGUUGAGACGAUGGUCGACACAAAUAGAACUCAUGUCUUCUUCCGGACCUUUGAGCCUUCCCACUGGAGUGACUCAAACCAAAAGGUCUGUAACUUGACGCAGCACCCUUUGGCUGAGGCCAAAGCGAAUGACCGGAUGGAGUUUUCAGAAAUCAUAGUUGAGGUAGUGGAAAGGAUGAAAGUUCCUGUCACUGUCCUUAAUGUAACUCCGAUGGGUGCUUAUAGAAGUGAUGCUCAUGUUGGCACUUGGAGCCACCCUUCUACCGUUACUGAUUGCAGCCAUUGGUGUCUCCCUGGAGUCCCAGAUGCUUGGAACGAACUCGUGUUCUCCUAUCUUCUGGUGAAGGGCUGGAGAAAGUUGUGAAUUGAUGUUCGGGAUUGUGGUCUUUUCUAUUUUCCUUGGUAUAAUUUGUUAUUCUUUUAGGGUUCAACAUGGCAAGCGCACAAGAAGUGCAAGGUUGUCUGUGAGAUGAAGCAGAUUGCCAGGGGCAGCGGCUUCCAUCCUUUUUUUUUUUUUUUUACUGUUAGUUGUUACCAUUUUUCCUUGACAAGUUCAUGCAGUUGCCUCUCGCCUGUAUGUCUCAAAGUAAUAGGUAAAUGAUAAUAUUGAAACACGUAUGCAAUGACAA
Messenger RNA from Musa acuminata AAA Group (dessert banana), 1782 nucleotides. RefSeq names its product protein trichome berefringence-like 7. Gene Ontology annotation, molecular function: O-acetyltransferase activity. Lineage: Eukaryota; Viridiplantae; Streptophyta; Magnoliopsida; Zingiberales; Musaceae. The transcript is spliced from 4 exons. The record is from RefSeq and is a predicted model, not a curated record. Gene Ontology annotation, cellular component: Golgi apparatus. The coding region runs from base 264 to 1517 and encodes 417 amino acids.